Leucoraja erinaceus (little skate) is the source of this 2201-nucleotide messenger RNA. RefSeq names its product hexosaminidase B (beta polypeptide) (gene hexb). NCBI's taxonomy places the organism in Eukaryota, Metazoa, Chordata, Chondrichthyes, Rajiformes, Rajidae. Bases 77 to 1759 code for a protein of 560 amino acids. Gene Ontology annotation, biological process: ganglioside catabolic process; glycosaminoglycan metabolic process; carbohydrate metabolic process. The record is from RefSeq and is a predicted model, not a curated record. Gene Ontology annotation, cellular component: membrane. Gene Ontology annotation, molecular function: beta-N-acetylhexosaminidase activity. The transcript has 13 exons.
GAUCGUGCGGGACGGGGUCACGUGAUCGUGCGAGGGGGUUUAAAGCGGAACAGCGCCGGCCUCGCUCCCGCUAAAGAUGGAGCCCGCAGCGUCCGUGUGUGCGGCCGUCGCGUUGCUGGUCACCCUCUCCGGCUGCUGCUGCUCCGCCGACUGGGAGCUUUACGAUCGCAACUACGAGCCCGAGCUGCCGCCCGUACUCCACUCCUCGUACGGGUCGCUCUGGCCCUUGCCCAGGAGCGUGGUGAGCUUCCCCGAGGUUUACCGGCUGAGCCGGCUCACCUUCCAGAUCGUGUACUCGCCCGAGUCCACCGCCUCGACCGGCUGCUCCAUCCUGGACGACGCCUUCCGCAGGUACUUCUACUACAUCUUCGGACGCUCGGCCGCCGAGGACAGCCAGCGGCCGUCAGUGGACGGCGACCACACCGAAGCCCAUGAGGUGCGUCAGCUGCAGGUCACUAUCACCGCCAGUGACCCCGAGUGCAACCAGCAUCCGCACGUCACUUCCAACGAGGCGUACAAAAUUACAGUUGUUCAGCCUGUGGCUACACUGAAAUCCGAAACUGUGUGGGGUGCACUACGAGGACUGGAGACUUUCAGCCAGUUGGUAUAUGAAGAUCAAUACAUCACGCAUCUCAUUAAUAAAACAAACAUCAUGGAUGCUCCAAGAUUUGCUCAUAGAGGUGUUUUGCUUGAUACAUCUCGGCACUAUCUACCUCUUCAAGUAAUACUUGACACCUUGGAUGCCAUGUCAUUCAAUAAGUUCAAUGUUUUCCAUUGGCAUAUUGUGGAUGACCCAUCUUUUCCAUACCAAAGCAUCACUUUUCCCAAUCUAAGUGCAAAGGGUGCAUAUCACCCAGUCACUCAUAUUUAUACAUUGAAAGAUGUCCUAACAGUUAUUGAAUAUGCUCGUCAAAGAGGAAUUCGGGUCAUUCCAGAGUUUGACACUCCAGGGCACACUCAGUCUUGGAAAGGUCAACCGAACCUCCUCACUCCUUGUUAUAAUGGUGAGACACCCUCUGGAACAUUUGGACCUAUUAAUCCUGCUUUAAAUGCAACCUACGAUUUUAUGAAUCGUCUAUUCAAAGAGAUCAGCUGGGUGUUCCCAGAUAACUUUAUCCAUUUGGGAGGAGAUGAAGUGAAUUUUGCCUGUUGGAAAUCAAAUCCCAUGAUUACAGAGUUUAUGCUUAAACAAGGCUUUGGUAGUGACUAUAGAAAACUUGAAUCUUUCUAUAUUCAGAAUGUUGUAGAUAUCGUGGCAUCCAAUUUGAAGGGUUAUAUGGUGUGGCAGGAAGUCUUUGACAAUGGAGUGAAGAUUAAGUCCAACACUAUAGUUGAAGUGUGGAUGGCAAGCAAUAUGAAGGCAGAGCUAUAUAAAGUAACAAAAGCUGGGUUCACAACCAUCCUGGCUGCACCCUGGUACUUAGAUUACAUUGGCUAUGGACAGGACUGGCGACAGUACUAUCAAGUUGAACCCCUCCAUUUCAAUGGAACUGAGGCACAGAAGAAACUGGUGCUUGGGGGAGAAGCUUGUCUGUGGGGAGAAUUUGUGGAUGCAACCAAUCUUGCCGCACGUUUAUGGCCUCGGGCAAGUGCUGUAAGUGAGCGUCUUUGGAGCAGUGCAGAAACAAAUGAUCUGGGUGAUGCCUACGCAAGACUAGUAAAACAUCGUUGCCGCAUGGUCCAGCGGGGCGUACCAGCGGAACCACUGUUCAUUGGCUAUUGCGAUUAUGAAUACAAGGAUAAGAAAGAAUCCAAAUGAAUAAAGAAUCACUCUUGGAGAAAAAUGCUAACAUCGUAAUUUGAUGCUCACAAACAAUACUGGAUUAUUGAAAUUAUCAACUUUCAUUGAGAGUUGAUAUCUUUGAACAAGAAUGAAUGUUUGAUUUUUAUAUAAAGAUUAGGAAAUAUCGUACAAUAAAGUUCAAUAUUUUUAUAAUUUCUAAAUUUGUUACGCUGUUUCUGAACUUUGCAUUUUGUGGUGGUGGAAUGAUAUCUGCAGGUAGUGGAAAUGCUAUCUGUUUACAUGGCCACAUUGAUCAGUUUUAUAUUGUUUCCAUUUUACAUAUUUCAAAUGCUUACAUUUUAUGAGAUUUUUUUUCUGCAAUUAAGAGACUUCUGUUAUCAAUUAUGUAAAGGCAACAAAUGUUUGAAAUGCAUUAUGUAUAUUAAUUGAAAAUUAAUAAUAAAAUCUUGGUAAUGUU